AUGUUUGCAGUCUUUUUGGCGGUGUCCAUCAUCGCCACCUGCGCAGGGACAUGCACCAUGCCUACGAAUGGGGCUUAUGAUGUGGCCGUUUCUGGAUCCUACGCCUACGUGGUCGCAUAUGGUGCCCAGACGCUGUCGGUCGUGGACGUCUCGGAUCCCACCAGCCCAACGAUGGCGGGAAGCCUUGUAGACGCCACAGACCUGAAUGGUGCGCAAGCUAUCAACGUUGUGGGCAACUACGCCUACGUCGCCUCCUACCUGUCGGAUUCGCUGACAAUCGUGGACGUCAGCACACCGACCACCCCGACAAAGGUGGGUAGCCUCAACACCAGCCCCUCCGGAGACAUGAACGGCGCCCAUGGCUUGGAUGUCUCAGGCAACUACGCCUACGUGGUCAGCAGGCUCAAGAGUUCCUUGACCAUCGUCGAUGUCUCUGACAAAACCAACCCUACCAAAGCUGGCUACCUCUGGGACAGCCCACGGUUUACCUGGGCCCGUGACGUUGCUGUGUCCGGCAACUACGCCUACGUGGUGGCGUCGUCGCAGUCCUAUGUCGCCGUGGUGGAUGUGAGUGAUCCCACGACCCCUGCCAUUGUUGGAGAAGUGCAGGACACGACCAACAUGGGCGGUGCUUGGGGAAUUGCGCUCUCGGGAAACACUGCCUUUGUAGCUGCCCAAAGUGGCGACAACAUCGUCUCCGUCGACAUCUCCACGGCCGCAAGCCCGUCCGUCCUGGACUUUCAAGGGGACACUGCGCUGAACGAUGUACGGGCCUUAGCCCUCGACGGAUCAACGGCCUAUGUGAGCUCCUUUGGAACGGCAGAACGUGCGGUCGUGGCUGUGGACAUUUCAGAUCCCACGAGUAUGGCGGUGCAGGGGUCGAUCACCGAUUCCACGAACCUGGCCGAUGCCCGGGGCAUCACGGUUGACAGCAACUAUGUCUACGUGGUGGCUGACUCCAGACUCGUGAUCAUGGACAAGUGCGCAGCCGUGACUACCUCAUCGACUUCCGCUUCGUCGACAACCACGGUUUCAACAACGCUAUCAACAUCUUCCACACUCACAUCGGCUACAUCCACCGCAUCCUCAUUGACAUCCACAUCCGUGUCCACAACCGCGACAUUGACUUUAUCCACUUCAGGAUCAUCCACGUCCACGUCGACGUCAUACACAACAUCAUCCACGGCCUCGUCAACUACCUCGUCCAUCUCCUCGUCAAUGACCUCGUCAACAACAGAGUCAACAACAAAGUCAACAACUGUGUCAACAACACAGUCAACAACUGUGUCAACAACAGAGUCAACAACUGUGUCAACAACAGAGUCAACAACAGAGUCAACCACAAAGUCAACGACAGAGUCGACAACAGGGUCAACAGCAGUGUCAACAACAGGGUCAACAACAGGGUCAACAACAGCGCCGACAUCGACAUCAACACCUUCCGCUCCCGGCGCGUCGAACGAGACGGGCGGCAACGAGUCUGCGGUGGAAAGCGCCAAUGAAGCGAAUGAAACGCCAACAAGCACUGCGGUCCAGGACGCACCUCAAGAAGAUGCGCCAGCGCAAGCAACCUUCGACACCCCACUCUUCUUGUUAGUUGCGGGUGCUGCGAUCGUUGUGGCUGGCCUUGUUGGCCUUGGCUAUUGGUACUUGCGGCAACCGCAGGAUCCGCAGGCGGGCAACAGUUCCCAGCUGCCAGCAGAGGCCAGCGUCUGA
Molecule: messenger RNA, 1716 nt
Organism: Symbiodinium natans
Lineage: Eukaryota; Dinophyceae; Suessiales; Symbiodiniaceae
Source: the annotation of a GenBank genome assembly